AUGUCCAUUGGAAUCGCCCUGCUUGGUGCGGGCAUCUUUGCCCAAGCGCAGCACCUCCCUGCCAUUAAGGCCUCCGACCUGCUUGCCCUCAAGGCCGUCUACUCCCGUUCCCAGGCCUCCGCCGAGGCCUUUGCCAGCAAGGCCGGUGUGCCCGGCCUCGACGUCUACUGGGACGAGCCCGCCGCUGCCGGUCGCGGCCUGGCCGACCUGCUGGCCCGCAGCGACGUCGCCGCCGUGUCGGUGUGCAUGCCCAUCAACCUGCAGCCGCAGGCCAUCCGUGCGGCGCUGGCCGCCGGCAAGCACGUCAUCAGCGAGAAGCCCGUGGCCGACACGGUGGCCCAUGCGCAGGCGCUGAUUGCCGACUACGAUGCGCUGCCCCGCAAGCCCAUCUGGGCCGUCGCCGAAAACUACCGCUACAUGCAGUCCCUGCAGCUAGCCGAAGCCAAGCUGCGCGCGCUGGGCGGCGACCUCGUGUCCUUCAGCCUCGUGUCCAACAAGUUUGUGCGCACCGACGGCAACUACUUCAACACGGCCUGGCGCAAGAACCCGACGCACCCCGGUGGGUUCCUGCUGGACGGCGGCGUCCACUAUGUGGCGGCGCUGCGGUCGCUGCUGCGCGCGGCCCCGGGCGGCAACACCAACAACAACAACAAAAUCACCAAGGUGGCCGGCACCAUGGCCCAGCUGCUCGAGAUCCUGCCGCCCGCCGACACCCUGCGCGCCAUUGCCUUCACCCAGGGCGGCGCCAGCGGCGUCGUGACCAUGUCCUUUGGCACCGAGUUCGGCCCGCCGCUCGACAUUGCCGUCACCACCACCGAGGGCAUGGUGACGUGGCGCAUGAAGAGCGUGACCGUCACCACGCGCAACGCCGCCGACCCGUUCAAGCCGCACGAGACCGUGCUGGACUGCAGCGAGACGAACCCGUCGUUCCCCGCCGACGAGGCCACCGGCGUCAAGGCCGAGUUUGCGGCGUUUGCGGCGAGCAUUGCCGCCGGGCAGAACACAGUCGACGCGCGGCAGUCGCCGGUCGAGGCGCUGGAGGAUUUGCGGCUGCUGGAGGCCAUGUUCGAGACGGGCGCCGCGGGCGGCGAGCCCAAGACGAUUGCAUAG
Messenger RNA from Sporothrix brasiliensis 5110, 1110 nucleotides. RefSeq lists its product as uncharacterized. Gene Ontology annotation, biological process: NADPH regeneration. The transcript is spliced from 2 exons. Gene Ontology annotation, molecular function: nucleotide binding; oxidoreductase activity. The record is from RefSeq and is a predicted model, not a curated record. Gene Ontology annotation, cellular component: cytoplasm. Bases 1 to 1110 code for a protein of 369 amino acids. NCBI's taxonomy places the organism in Eukaryota, Fungi, Ascomycota, Sordariomycetes, Ophiostomatales, Ophiostomataceae.